AUGGAAGACGACAAAGCCGACCGAGUCAGUGCCCACGAGCUGGACAACUGGCCUCCACCCACCAAAUCCCCAGCAUCGGGCGAUGUCGUCGCAGAGGAGGCACUUGGGAACGACCUCCCACAGGGCUACUUUACCAGUGUCCAUUUCAUUGCGACCUUGAGUGCAGGCGGACUGGGCUGCCUCUCUGGCUACUUGGGCUGGAGUCUGGCGGCCAACAGCCUCACGUUCAUCAACGACGCCCUCGGCCCCAGUCCCGACUUCCUAUGGCUCCCUCUGGCUUACACGCUUUGCAAUGCCGUCGCCAGUGUCCUGGUCGGCCGCAUCUCCGACAUAUUCGGCCGACGCUGGUUCCUGCUCGUCGGACAUUGUCUCGCCCUGGUCGGGGCCAUCUUGGGCGCCACGGCGCAGACGAUAAACACCAUGGUCGGCUCCAACGUCUUGAUCGGAACAGCCGCGGCCGCACAGUUUGCCCACAUCUUCUUCCUGCCCGAGCUGGUGCCCAAGAAGGCCCGCGGCCUGGCCAUCGGCUCCUGCUACGCCGUCGCCGUCCCCGGGAGCUGCUUUGGGCCCAUCAUCGCCAAAGCCUUCAUCAGCCGCAAUCCGCACGACGGCUGGCGCUGGAGUUACUAUCUGAUGAUCAUCACGACGUCCAUCACCAUCGCCCUGAUGUACCUGUACUACCACCCGCCCACAUUCUCCAUGCUCCACGUCACCAACACGAAGAUGCAAAAGAUAAGAGCUCUGGACUACGGAGGCAUCGUACUGUUCAGCGGAGGCUUCAUCCUCUUUCUGCUGGGCAUCAACUGGGGCGGCGUGUUUCACCCGUGGAAGUCCGCCCGUGUCAUUGCGUGUAUCGUCGUCGGUUGCUUGAUGAUCAUCGGCUUCUGCGUCUACGAGGCGUACAUCCCCUCGGAUCCUCUGAUCCCUCUGUCCAUCAUGAAGAACACCGAGUUUAUGAUGAUCGUCCUGGUCGCCUGCGCGGGCGGCAUGAUUUACUAUUCCAUGACGGUCCUGUGGCCGACCAUGUGUACUCUGUUCACCGACGACAUACUGUACAAUGGCUGGCUCUCCAUGUCCGUCUCCGGAGGGUUCAGCCUCGGGACCAUCGUCUGCAGCAUCACGUUUGGAUUUGGCCGGGUGCGAUGGCAGCUCAUGGCCGCCGUCGUCAUCUUCGUCGUCUUCGUCGGCGCCGAGGCGGCCACCACCCAGUACACGAAGAACAUGUCCGUGGCGUUUGCCAUUGUCGGCCUCUUCUUCGCCGGGUUUACAGAAGGCCUCGUCAAUGCCACCGUCUCCUUCACCGUGCCCGCCGAAGAUAUUGGACUCGCCGUCGGUGUGAGUAAUGGUCUUCGAGUCCUAGCAGGCGGGGUGGCCACGGCCAUCUACAACUCGAUCAUGACGAACCAGCAGGCCAAGCUGCACGCGCGCGACAUCCCUCCGGCCGUGCUCGACGCCGGACUCCCCAGGUCUUCUCUCGCGACACUCAUGAGCGUGGUGGCAUCCGGUGGGUCGACGGCCAGUCUGCAAAAGAUCCCGGGCGUCACAUCGACCGUGUUGGCCGCUCUGGCCAAUGCAGAGAAAGACGCCCUCGCCGGCUCAGUCAAGCUGGUGUUCUUGGUGUCGCUGGCCUUUGGGGGCGUGGGGAUCGUCGCGACCUUUUUCAUCAAGAACGUCGACUCGCAGUUGAACAACGUGGUCAAUCGGAGGUUACAUGGCCGUUCCCGGUGA
This is a messenger RNA of Fonsecaea pedrosoi CBS 271.37, 1728 nucleotides long. RefSeq lists its product as uncharacterized. The record is from RefSeq and is a predicted model, not a curated record. The transcript has 2 exons. The coding region runs from base 1 to 1728 and encodes 575 amino acids. Gene Ontology annotation, molecular function: transmembrane transporter activity. Gene Ontology annotation, biological process: transmembrane transport. NCBI's taxonomy places the organism in Eukaryota, Fungi, Ascomycota, Eurotiomycetes, Chaetothyriales, Herpotrichiellaceae. Gene Ontology annotation, cellular component: membrane.